Beauveria bassiana ARSEF 2860 is the source of this 2184-nucleotide messenger RNA. RefSeq names its product transcription factor tfiiic complex subunit sfc6. Gene Ontology annotation, biological process: transcription by RNA polymerase III. Gene Ontology annotation, molecular function: protein binding. The record is from RefSeq and is a predicted model, not a curated record. Gene Ontology annotation, cellular component: transcription factor TFIIIC complex. NCBI's taxonomy places the organism in Eukaryota, Fungi, Ascomycota, Sordariomycetes, Hypocreales, Cordycipitaceae. The coding region runs from base 1 to 2184 and encodes 727 amino acids. The transcript has 2 exons.
AUGAGGACGAGAAGGUCGAAUCGCAUUAAAAGAUAUGCUGUGGAGAAGUAUCACUUUGAUGAUAGCUCCGCUGGGGAGGAUGCGAGCCCCCAGCGCCAUAGCAAGGCCGAAGAAGAUCAGGACGCCAACUUUGAGAAUGAGGCGGCUGGUGAUGAUCCAGAGGAAGUAGAGGACGAUGAGGGCGACGCAGCAGAGGAUGACAACACCAGCAUUAGCGAAGCAGAAAGUGUUGAGGUUACCACGACCCCCGCACGACGUCGCGCAGCAAAGUCGGCGUUGGAAAAGGCACCGCAAACAGCCCCUAAACAAGCAGUCAAGGCAGCCAAGCUUACUGGAGGCUACCUGGAGAUCCCUCUGGCCACACAAGAGGGCAGCCACCAGCCCAAGACAUACAUUGGCCCCAAUGAUCGUGCGGUGCGCCGCCACCAUCUCGUUUCAGCGUGGUACGGGCCGAGCGAGGAACGCAUGGAGACGGUGCAGGCCUUACUCGAUCGCUGGUUCCAAUGGCCAGUGCUGCCGCCGAGGAACCCCAAGGACGAGUCGACAGUGCCGUCCAAGGGCGCGUGGUUGGAAGAUUAUGCGAGCAGGGAAAGGGCGCUGGCCGCUUCUUGGCGUGCCAAAGUUGAGGCGGCUAUGGGUGGCCACCCACCACUGCGAGGCCUGUCACCAGCAGAGGCUGCACCGUAUAGGUUUUCGACGCACAGCAUGCCUGUGCUCGUCGGACCUGGGGCCUCAGAAGAGGUUUUGUUUGUCCCUGGCAGUGGAUACGCGUUAUCACAAGCAGGGAUACCAUUCGACUACGAUCAGAGCGAGGAGAGGGAGCCGAGCGGAUGGAUGUUCGACACGGGGGGCAUUGUCACGAGCAUGGACUGGGCACCAAGAUUACACGAUCAAACGACACAGCUCCUCGCGGUUGCGGUCAUGCCCCAUGCCGACCAAGAGGCUCACGAAUUCUCAGAUGAGGCAGCCAAGACGCAGUUUCAAUCUCGUGGUACGGUGCAGCUGUGGGAGGUGCAAGGAGAUACGAUUGAUACGGGAUCGGCGAUGACAACAACCCUGCCUCCCAGGCUCACGAGAACGUUGUGUCUCCCUCAUGGUAGGGCGAGGCGGGUACGGUGGAAUCCGGUGGGUGGCCUGCUUGCGGUGUUGUGCGCAGACGGGGCAGUGUAUGUGUUUGAAGCCGAUGGUCCAGGUACCGAAGAAUUUGAGGAGCUCCUAAAUUCUGUCGCCGUCUUGUUUUUACAAGACGAAGCUGGCAUCGAUGCUACAGCCAUGAGCUGGGCCAAUAUGAACAGGCUGGUGGUGGGCUACUCGGAUGGAUCUGUAGCACUGUGGUCCAUUUUCCCUUGCCUUUUACUGUCUCGGCAUGCUGUUCAUCACAGCCACGUCGUGGAGCUCGCCACAGGCUACCCAAGCAUGCCGUACAUUGUUGCUGCGACGCCUCUGGGCGGCACCAUGCGUAUUCUGGAUCUAGAGGCCCCGAGUUACGAGUUCACAGAAGUCCAGGCCAUCAACGUAGUGACGCAGCCCGGUCUUUUGGCUUGGAGCGACCAGAUGUUGGGCUUCUUUUCCAUCUAUCCCUCUGCGCGCGUGAACAAUACUGUUAUUGGGUUCAUGCACCACGCCAACUUUCCGCUCUUCCGUACGACAUUUACAGGGGACAGUUUUCCGUCGUGCAUCGCGACUGGUAAAACACAUCCGUUUCUGCUCAUUGGAUUGAUGGACGGCUCGGUAUGGUGUAUCAACCCACAAGUCGAGCACUUUAACAGCCGAAGCGAUGCCACAUACCGUCUUCGUCUAUUCCAGCACGAGCACCGACCACAUUGCUUGUUCUCGCGAGACUCGCCGGCGGGCAUGCGAGGAGCAUCACGCGUAGUGCAGGGGUUCGAGGUGGAAAAGAACCGAAACCCCAAGAGCGAGACGCAGCCUGCCACGAAAAAGGGCAAGGCGGUGAAGAGGAAGAAGAGCACGGCAGCAGCGGUGGAGAAUGCCGACGACGAUGAGGACGAAGUGCUCAAGUCGAGCGACGCUUCCCGUGCAGCGCUGCACGAGCCUCUGACAAGAGUAACGGCAAUGGAGUGGAAUCCAAACGACGGCUACGGUUGCUGGGCGGCGGCGGCCAUGGGCUCUGGGCUUGUCCGGAUCAUGGAUCUGGGGAUCGAGAACAAGGAUGAUGACGAGUAA